This is a messenger RNA of Didymodactylos carnosus, 486 nucleotides long. The record is from the annotation of a GenBank genome assembly. Lineage: Eukaryota; Metazoa; Rotifera; Eurotatoria; Philodinida; Philodinidae.
AUGUGUGUAGUCUGGUUACAAAAUAAUGACAGAGAUCUUGUUUUAUUAAUUGACUUUUUAGGUAGCAAAGAUCAAAAUCGUGGUGGCAAAUUUGAAACAUACUUUAAAAGUGAAACACAUACAUCAUCUUUACAACGUUAUUUGAAGUUUCGACAUCGUCAAAAUAAUAUUGAUAUUCUAUUAGAUAAAAAAAUACAAGAAAAACAACAGCAAAAAGUUCAAUUAGCCAAAUCAAAUGAAGAAGCUAUUAAAAUACUAAUUGCGCGUGCUCGUUAUUUAGCACGUCAAGAUAUAGCAUUUAGAGGACAUACGGAUGAAGAAAGUAAUUUUGUUCAACUUGUUAAUUUAUUAUCAAGACAUAAUCCUGUUUUACAACAUUGGUUAAAUGAAACUAAAAAUCGUUCAUAUACAGUAAUUAUUUUUUACAUUGUCAUUCUAAAAAAUAUAGUUUUAAUAGCUUUCCUGUCCAUUCUCCAUUCAUCAUAA